Nematolebias whitei (Rio pearlfish) is the source of this 690-nucleotide messenger RNA. It is a transcript of the gene tnfsf14a, whose product is annotated as TNF superfamily member 14. Gene Ontology annotation, biological process: immune response. The transcript is spliced from 4 exons. Gene Ontology annotation, molecular function: tumor necrosis factor receptor binding. The record is from RefSeq and is a predicted model, not a curated record. NCBI's taxonomy places the organism in Eukaryota, Metazoa, Chordata, Actinopteri, Cyprinodontiformes, Rivulidae. Gene Ontology annotation, cellular component: membrane. The coding region runs from base 1 to 690 and encodes 229 amino acids.
AUGGCAGAGCGCGGCUGCUCGUCUGUGUCUGUGGUGGACACCCAUAGGACACGGCCUCCAUUGCCGCCUCGGCUGAGCAAAGGGGGGCAACGUACAAGCGCUGUGCAGACCCUCUUGUUCCUGCUGGUGGCCCUGGCGCUGUGUGGCAUGAUGAUUGAAGCCUGCUUCAUCUAUCGACUCUACCAAACUGAACAAGUCUCCUCAGCAACAAUCUCAAAGCUCAUUGGAGGUGAUGAAGCCUCUGCCACUAAACCUCCAGGCGAGGAUGUUCUUCCAUCCAAACCAGUCGCGCAUUUAACAGAUGGCCCAGAUGUGGUUCAUGACGAACAUGUCAUGGCGUGGAGCAUGGUCGCAGGACCAAACCUCUACGAGAUAAAGUAUGAAAACAAGGAACUCAUCAUCCAGAAAGAGGCCUACUACUAUGUCUACUCCAAGGUUUUCUAUUUCUUAGACAGUAGCAGCUUUACCCAUGAAAUAAACGUGAAAACUGAAAGGUAUGCAGGAGGAUACAUUACUCUCCUGCAAUCCAGGAACAACUCACCAACGCCGGGUAAAAUCCAAUCCAACAGUUAUCUGGGAGGAGUGUUUCACUUGUACAAGAAUGAUGCAAUUUAUGUAAACGUGAGUAACACAAGAAGAAUUGCACGGCACAAAUCUUUUGAGAACGUCUUUGGUGCAUAUAUGAUAUAA